AUGUUCUCAAUCACUAGAGAAAUUCUGUUGAAGAAUGGAUCUGCAGUUGACGCUGCCAUUUCAGCCAUGUUUUGUGCUGCUUUGUAUAACUUCCAAAGCUGUGGUGUUGGUGGAGGAUUUUUCAUGAUAGCUUAUGAUAGACCAAAAACUGGCGGACCACCUGAAUUUUUAACUUUUGACGCCAGGGAAGUAGCUCCACUGAAAGCUGAAAAGUACAUGUAUGCAAACGAAACUUUAUCCAAAUAUGGUGGUUUGUCAAUAGCUGUCCCAGGCGAGAUCAAAGGCUACCACGAAGCCUGGUCGAAGUUUGGUCGUCUGCCAUUUUAUGAUUUAGUUAAACCCUCUAUAAAGUUAUGCAAGGAAGGGUUUAAAAUAAGCCACCAACUUGCUCGGGCCAUAGAGAAUGAGGAGACAUUGGUCAGGAGUUCUCCUGGAUUGAGUAAACUUUUUGUGAAUGAACAUGGCCAUCUGCGUAAGAAAGGGGAAGUAAUAAAGUUAGAGAAAUUGGCAGUGACCUUGGAACAAAUAGGCAAAAACCCCAACAGCUUUUAUGAGGGUGAUUUAGCUAGAAAUAUAGUGGAUGAGUUGAAGGAAGUCGGUGGAAUAAUUUCCGAUAUGGACUUGACAAAAUACAGCGUCAAAAUGAAAAAGCCGUUCAUGGCUGAACUGCCGAAGAGCAAAUUAAAUAUUUACACCCUCCCCCCGCCGUCUGCAGGACCUAUCCUCUCCUUCAUGCUCAGGCUCAUGGACAGUUUCAAUCAGUCUUAUAAUCCAUCUUACACACCCGUUGACGCAUAUCAAAUUCUUGUGGAAACCCUUAAGUUUGGAUAUUCUCUGAAGACACACCUGGGCGAUCCCGAGUUUUACGAUGUCACUAAAGUUCUUGCAGAUAUUCUGUCAGACGAGUACAUUGAAUCCAUCCACAAAUUAGUGACCCUGAGAGAGACGCACGAUUACUCAUACUACAAUCCACAUCCUGGCUUCCACGAGCUUCGUGAUGCGGGUACGUCUCAUAUCGGCGUCGUGUCUCCUGAUGGCGGUGUCGUAGCUGCCACAACCACCAUCAAUCUUGUAUUUGGAUCCGGAGUCAUUGGAAAUCGCACAGGCAUUUUGUAUAACGACGAAAUGAAUGACUUCAGUUUGCCCGUGUUAAAGCCUCAGUUUGGAGAAGGAAACUUCAUAGAAGCGCUAAAGAGACCUCUCUCGUCCAUGGCCCCAUCCAUCCUGCUCGACCAUGAUGGCAACUUCAAGUACGUCAUUGGCGGAUCCGGUGGCACCAAGAUAACUUCCGCUGAAUUAUAUGUCCUUGCAAAUAGACUAUGGUCAGGACAUAAGAUAAAUGAGGCUGUUGAUAAAUUGAGAUUGCACCAUCAAUUUGUACCCAACCACAUCCUUUACGAACGGGGAUUUGAUCAAAAAAUACUUGAUGAGUUGAUUGAUAUCGGUCAUGACGUGAAGCGAAUGAGGAAAAAUGCCACAAUGUCCGUCGUUCAAGUCAUUGAAUCUACUUGCCAUCUGAAGGUCAACAAGAAGUGUCUUAUUGCUGUUUCAGAUUAUAGAAAAGAAGGAAAACCAGACGGAUUUUAAAUUUUUUUGAAAUUCAUAUUUGAUGUAAAAUUUUUACUUAUUUAUUGUUUUACACAAUUAUUCAUUUGUGAUGAGUUCAAGACAUAUUAUAUUUUCCUGAAAAAAA
This is a messenger RNA of Helobdella robusta, 1693 nucleotides long. RefSeq lists its product as hypothetical. Gene Ontology annotation, cellular component: plasma membrane. The transcript is spliced from 10 exons. The record is from RefSeq and is a predicted model, not a curated record. Gene Ontology annotation, molecular function: glutathione gamma-glutamate hydrolase. Gene Ontology annotation, biological process: glutathione catabolic process. Bases 1 to 1587 code for a protein of 528 amino acids. Lineage: Eukaryota; Metazoa; Annelida; Clitellata; Rhynchobdellida; Glossiphoniidae.